AUGAACCAGAUGAAUGCACACAAACGCCCUACAUUUCUAGUCGCUCAUCGCUAUCGCUGUCAUGGUCUUCUUGAUCGCGAAACGUUUCUGGGCUUCAAGAAGACCUACGAGGAGGUGAUGGAGACCAUUGCGACGAAAAAGCUGGAUGUUGAUCAAGACGAACUGUGGAGGUGCGUAUAUUAAGGAGUGGCCGGCUUUGUUCUUUAACCUUACAUGUAAUGCCAGUUAAAUGAAUUGUACUCUAUGAUAUGUUAUGAUAUGGUUGCAUUUUUAUGUUUCUAUAGGUAUGUCCGUAGCCUUUUUGACUUUGAUGACUUUGCUGACUGUGUACCGAUAAACGCUGCAAACCUGUCCAUAGUCUUCCAUCCUGUUCAGGAGUGCAUGAAUGCAAUGGCUAGUCAAUGGAACCGCGAUAUUUCCAUUCAAAAGAGACACGCGCCUUUCGUCUACACCAUCGAGGCAGCAAGAGCGUUGAUCGCUUCCCAACUGAAUGCUGCGCCCGAAGAUAUUGCUAUUUUAAGAAACGGUUCCGAUCCAAACGCCGUCAUCAACAACGGUCUGGAUUACAAGCAUGGUGACAACAUUGUUUUGUUCGACCAAAACCAUCCCACAAAUACUGCAGAUACCGCCUUCGCCAUCCGAAAGUUGAGAUUCCCUCACAUCAAUUGUCGCACAGUGAGUCUAACUGAUCCUCCAAGCAAACAAACAAUCAUCGACGCUUUUCUUGAAAAGGUUGACAAAAACACAAGAUUAGUCAGUUUCAGCGAGGUAAGCGCAAAUUUCCGUUAU
Messenger RNA from Paramuricea clavata, 789 nucleotides. The record is from the annotation of a GenBank genome assembly. NCBI's taxonomy places the organism in Eukaryota, Metazoa, Cnidaria, Anthozoa, Malacalcyonacea, Plexauridae.